AUGCCCAACUAUUCCAAGCUAACUGGACAGGACCUUUUGCGGGGUCAUCACCAUGUGCAGCAUGUAGGCGGAGCACACUGCAGCCGGGACUUUCAUGAGUUCUGUCACAGUGGCUAUGACUACAUUUGUGACACCACAGAGCCCACCUUGCAUUGGAGCAAGGACUGUGGUGUCAUGUACUACUUGUCACCGGGGUCUGGUACAGGCUGGCACAUUUACAAGUACAUGUUGGGGAAGCCACCGGAGGGCUGCAAGCCCGGGGAGCACUGCGCGGCCUGUGCUGAUCCUCCGGGUGAGGUUUCGUGUACCGUCCAGCUUCAUGGCGGUGAUUGCAAG
Durusdinium trenchii is the source of this 336-nucleotide messenger RNA. The record is from the annotation of a GenBank genome assembly. Lineage: Eukaryota; Dinophyceae; Suessiales; Symbiodiniaceae.